Messenger RNA from Lytechinus variegatus (green sea urchin), 896 nucleotides. Its product is annotated as ADP-ribosylation factor-like protein 3. The coding region runs from base 40 to 723 and encodes 227 amino acids. NCBI's taxonomy places the organism in Eukaryota, Metazoa, Echinodermata, Echinoidea, Temnopleuroida, Toxopneustidae. The record is from RefSeq and is a predicted model, not a curated record. The transcript has 4 exons. Gene Ontology annotation, molecular function: GTPase activity; GTP binding.
UCUCUAAGAUACCGUAGACAGCAACCGAACAACAAAACUAUGGCGCUAUCUUGGUUUCAAGAUUUGUCUUUUGUAUCAAAAACUGCUGUUGUUAUUGGAACUAGUGCAUCAAUAAUCGGUGGAACAUACAUCCUUUACAAAAGAUUAUUUCUUAGUGGCACAACAGGACCUGGAGAAAGUACUCGAGAAGAUGUAAGCCCGGUCAUUACACAAUCUGAGAAGAGAGUGUUGGUACUUGGAUUAGAUGGAGCAGGGAAGAGCAGUCUACUCAAAUGUUUGAGUCACCAGGAAGGAGAUGGCAAACUUGAGCCAACAGAGGGCUUCAAUGUUAUGUGUAUUCAAGGAAAGAAUACAACUCUCAAUGUAUGGGAAGUGGGUGGAACCAAGAAUGUGCGGUCAUAUUGGGAAAACUUCUUGCAAGGCACAGAGCUUCUCGUCUUUGUGGUAGAUUCAGCCGAUGAACUCAGGUUUCCUGAAGCCAAAGAAGAGCUUCAUAGACUCCUUAAAGAUGGACGUCUAGAAAAGGUUCCUCUUCUAGUUGUUGCAAACAAACAGGAUCUACCAGGGGCCAAGAAAGGAGGUGACUUUUUGGCGAGUUUAGACCUUGUCCUUCCCCUCAAGAGCAGAGAUGUUCAUCUUCUAGAAGUAAGCUCUUCAGCAGAGAAAAAGAGUGCAAACAUGUCCGAAGUCUUAGAUCUCAUGUCCGUCCUCUCAAAAAAUUAAUAUUCCAAAGGAAUCCUAUUGUAAUUUGAUAGCACAAUGUCUACGCUCCAGUGAACAUUGCUCUGUGACAAUCUUUAAAUCCUUGAAAAGUAUUUAAAUUUGGCCUUUAAGUUAUGUGCACUAGUGGUCACAUUUGUUGUAAAAUUUAUUAAAAUCAUUCUACUUUGGCUCAG